AGAGAAUUACAGAGAGUAUGAGAGAGAGACUCUCAUUCCUCAAGAGUAUUACAUUAUGAAUACAAACGAUAAUAUCAGUGAUAAUAAGAGUAUUUGUGAUGAUAUGACAACUAAUAAUGCAUUGAAUAAUGAAAACCUUAUUGUAACUGUUGGCGAAGAUAAUCAUAAUAAAAAUAAAUCUAAUUUCUCGUCAAAAAAUCUAAUUCUGAAGCGAUUUUUGGAUAAUAAUAAUUGUGUCGAUGAUUGUAAUGCAAAUGCAAAGAAGUCUUCCGAUAGAAAUGCAAUCAAUUUUAUGGUGCUAGGUUAUUUCCUUUUGGUGCUAAUCCUCGUUUACGCCUAUUUCGGGAGUUUAAUAAGUGAUCUCUUCAUCACAAACACCAACCAAAUAAACAAUAUUUAUGUUGAAAAGCAAAACCAAACCAAUAAUCAUGUGAAGAGUUCAACGCAAGAACCUAUUAAUAGCGACACCGAUGUGACUGAGAAACAAAAUAAAUUGAUCAAGAUGAUCACAUCCACCGAACUCAUUGUCAUACUAUGGCUGACGUUGAUAUACGGGUCGUGUUUGAUGUUGUUUCUCAGAUUCAAAGUAUUAAAGCUGGAAAGGGAUCCAAACAGUGAUAAACACCGCAAAAAGGACAGCACCGAAGAGUUGAACGCCUUUCUCAGUAACAGUCGUAACAAAAAGAAUUCAUUCAAAAACAAAAACCUGACCCUGGACAGUCCGGUCGUCACCAACACUAAUGAGCCCUUUUGGCACAAAUAGGUCUCCUCUAUAGAGAGAUUGGCAAAUAUGACUUUGGAUUCAUGAUUUCAAAUGCAUUUAAUCACUACUAAUGCAAUACAUGAUUAUCGGAGGCAAUGAAAAGGAAAAUCUAGACAUCCAGUGAUUGAAAUAUAAUGAAUGCAUUUAAUGAAUUGUGAAUUAGUUUAUGAAUUAUUGAUAGAUUCUAUGCAAAGCUACAAAUUAUAUAUAACUAUAUUUUAAAUACCCUUCCAUUUUAAAAUACCUUCCAAAUGAAUUAUGGUACAAUAUAUUUCCCCAUAUUAUAAUUAUAUU
Molecule: messenger RNA, 1057 nt
Organism: Oppiella nova
Lineage: Eukaryota; Metazoa; Arthropoda; Arachnida; Sarcoptiformes; Oppiidae
Source: the annotation of a GenBank genome assembly